GUCAAGUCUAGAAAUAAACCUCUACUCAGUCUGGCACAAAUCCCCUUCAAAGUCGGUGUCGCUUUUAUUUUCUCCCUUCCGAUUCUUACGCACUAUUUUUUUGGAUAUGUACCUUUUCUUAUGUAAUCUUUAUAAUGUCGAAUGUUCUUACUUCUAGGUUCAGUAGAUAGAUUAAAUUAAUAAUAAAAAAAAUGUUGGUAGUUUCGGUUAAUAAGUGCGAACGAAUAUGACUAGUAAGUGAAGAUCGUUUUUUCUGGAACUACAAUAUAUUGUGCCAUUGGACCAUCGGAAUUUGAAAGGCCUAAGGCUGAACGGGGCCAACGCAGCGUACAAGAUGGACGACCCGAGUAGCGCCCAACAGGAUUGGGGGUCGGGGAGCCAGGUCGGCAUCUACGGCUGGAGGAAGCGCUGCCUCUACCUCCUCAUCCUCACCCUCCUCGUUUUGGUCGUACUCAACCUGGCCUUGACUUUGUGGGUCCUCAAGGUCAUGGAAUUCAACACGGAAGGAAUGGGUAAGGUGCGGAUCCUGGACGGAGGACUGGAGAUCAGUGGACAGAGCUACAUCCUUGGCAGUCUGGUGGCCAGCAGCAUCCGCUCCAGGCCGAACAGGCCCAUCCAGAUUCGGGCCUCUCACAACAUAUCCAUCGCCACUAACCAGAACCACGCCAGCAACAGUAUAACUCUAGGUAAUGAUGCCUUCGAAGUGCAGGCCUCGAGGUUCAAAGUGAGCGAUCUGCAGGGACGAGCGCUGUUCUCCGCCGAUAAAAAUGAAGUCAUCGUCGGAGCAGAAAUUCUGAGAUUGUCUGGUCCAGGUGGUAUAGUCGUCGAUGGCAGCCUCCAGACGCCACUAGUUAGGGCAAGUCCUGGCUCAGAUUUGAGUCUGGAAUCCCCAACAAGGUCAUUGCAGAUCAUGGCACCUUCUGGAGUCUCCAUCGAGUCUAGGGCUGGAGAUAUUCGGGCCACUUCCUUGACCGACUUCAAACUAGAAUCUAUGGAUGGUGCUAUCCGGCUGGAGGCGGCCAAGGUUGUCAUUCCAGGCUUAAAGACCGCCCAACCCCGAACACGAACCCCCGGAGCUUCCGCCUCCUCAGUCUUCCAGUUGUGCUCUUGCAGCAACGGAAAGCUAUUCCUGGCACCUGGGGACGGCCUCUGCGCUGCCGACAGUGAGAGUAUCGUCUGCCGGUGAACGUGGAGCUCGAAAGAUCUGGGCCUGGCUUGUGAAAACUGUGUAACAUUUCAAGGCUGUCUAAGCUGCGAUUAUUAGAGAGGAAGUUAACCACUGUUGAUGUAUAUUAUUUCUCACAAUUGUACAUAAUUAAUUUAAUUAUAAUUUUAUUUUGUAUUUUAUAAAAUUGAUUGUAUUUGAACGGGUGCCCAAGCACUGGAUAGACACGAUUUAGUUUUGUUCAUAAAGACAAAAUCACACUCCAAGAAAUAUAUUUAAUAGAUUAACGAUACGAUUAAUUAUUCGAUUACUUCAAACAGGUCAGUGAAAUUGUUAAAACAUAUAGCCUAUCGUAAAUUUCAAUAGUACCAAAUAAUUAAAAAAAUAAAAAAAAUUCAUAAAAUUUUUCUUAUAGAUUUUAUGUUACCUUAUUUAUGUCGAGAUGUUAAGCUUCUUUAGCAGCAUAAAUAAAAUCGCCAUAAACGAAAUACCGAUUUCGAUUAAACUUUAAGGAUAUGUAAUGAAUAUUUUGGAGUCGCAGGAAACACCAAAAUUUCAAGAAUAAUUUGUUUCUUUUAACUGUUUUAAUAUGGUGCUUAUGGAGAGCUUUACGAAAAAAUACCGAAAUAAUCAUCGGCUCUAUGUUGAGCAGUUGUCUCAGAAAAACAUAGUCUACAUUUAAAGACAAAAAAGUUUAAACUAAAAAGUAAGAAGUGAAGGAGGAGGAGAGAUGAUUCCUCUUCACCUAAGGUGGAUCGCUUGGAGACUUUAACGCUGGGCUUCAUUAAUUAUAAUUGUUUUUUUAUUAAUGUCUUGUCGAGUGAUUUGCUUUACUGAAUUCGCAACAAGAUCUCGACUAGAAUCUAAGUAAUAUAUACAAAAACUAAAAGAUAAAAAUUAUUCUCAUUUCGCUAUUCGAUUAUUGUUUUAAUAUAAAAAAAAAAUCGGUUCUUUGUGAAGUCGGUAUUAUUAUUAAAUUCAUUGAAAUCGGAUGUUGUGUCUAAAAAAAUGGUAAACAGAACUUCCCUUUCUUUGAUGGCUUUUAAUUGAAUUACAAACCAUUCGCUUAACAUUCAAUUUAAUUUUUCAUUAAAAAUAUAACAUUUUUACUUAUUUCCUAUAUUCAAUAAUUAAAAAAAAAGAAUAAUUUAAAAUGUCAUAUUUCAUAAUGAUGAUUGUUUAUGUAAAUCAGAACUUUUUAUGUACUUUGUCAUUUUUAUUUUAAGCUUGGUUUCCAUUUAUUUUACAGAUAUCAAUUUUAUUAACAGCAAAUUAAAAAAGGCCAACAAAAUUACCGAUUUUUCACAAGUGUACUUAUUAACUACAAUGUUAAAAAUAUAUACUUAACAUUUCAUUGACAAUCAAAAUUUUUAAAAGGAAAUACAUUAAUUGGAUUUAGUAUAAUACUUUAUUUGGGGGAAAAUAGUGAAAUAAGUUAUAAUCAUUUUUUCAAUCAUAAAACAUACCUGUUUUAUUAAAAACCAUUUUGGAUUUUUUUUUCAAGCUAAUAGGCACAAAAGGAGGAAGAUAAAGAAAAUGAACAAGUAUUAUUGUGAAAAUAACAUUCCUGUCUUAUUUAUUUACCUGGAAUUAAUUUUACUUUUUCUUCCUUGCUCGACGUGGUCUAACGGUUCGUAAAGGAUAAUUAAACCAUACCUGUUAUUGUUAGUUAGGUUUACGUAAACAAAAAAAAAUUACAAGUAAAAAAAAAAUUAAGAAGUAGUUCGCGAAAAUUAUAACUAUUGCUUGAAAUUACAAGUGUGUAAACAUAAUUGUAAAUAGUAAUUGUUGUUAAAAUUAUGAAACGCUAAUUAACGAUGUAUAUAAAAUUAUGUGAUUAGUUCAAUUCUGAAGAAUUAUUUUAAAACUUGAACGAAACAAUUUUUUGUUAUUUAAACUUUGGAAUUGAACUGCUCACAUGAAUAUAAAGCUAGUAGGUGCAUUUGUAUAUAUACAAAAUACAUAUACAAAUAAUUAUAUUAAUAAUAAAACGUAAUGAGACGACCUAAUAUACCGUUUAUUUGAUUUUUGUAAUUUUAUAAAUAAUUUUAUUGGGAACAAAUUAAAAAUUUCUCGCUUUAGUACUUUUUGUAAUAUUUUAAUUCUUAUUCUUAGUAAUAUCCGAUUUUUUUACUUGUAUUAUAAUUAUCGUGUUUUCGUUUGUAAUUUUUUUAAUAUUGUAAAAAAACAAAAAAGAAUUCGAUCAUUUUAUGUAACAUUACAUUUAAAACAACACAGGGUUAAACUAUGUAAAGAUAUUCAUUAAAAAGCAAAGCCUAAGUUAAUUAUCAAUGGAUAUUAAUUAAUGCAGAUUAAAUAAAACACUACUAUUUAGUUUAUUGUAUAUUUUUUUUAGUUUUCCGAAUUCAGAUAAAUUUUGUGUUAAAUAUUAACAUAAAAUAAAAAUAACGAACAAAUUAUAAAAUAAGAUCAUAAUAAAAUAAUAUCAUAUACUAAAAGGAAAUCAGCACAAGGAAAGUAAUAAGCAGAAAAGUCCUAAUUAUUUAUUUUAUUUUUACAUAUCUUGAAAGUAUUCAUUUUUUAUUUUUCCAUUUGUAUUUUUUAGUGGUAAAUAUUUAUAAAAAUAUUAUAUUUGUUCUAAGGAUUCGAAGGUACUAAUAAUAUUUUUCUGAACUGAAAAUUAUGUUAUGUUAUCCAGAAAUGUGUCAUAUAUUUUUUCAGAUGUAAUGUUUGAUGCUUUAUAGUAUAAUUAGAAAAAAAUGUUAAUAAAGAAUAAAUGAAGA
Molecule: messenger RNA, 3909 nt
Organism: Nezara viridula (southern green stink bug)
Lineage: Eukaryota; Metazoa; Arthropoda; Insecta; Hemiptera; Pentatomidae
Source: the annotation of a GenBank genome assembly